Oncorhynchus masou masou (cherry salmon) is the source of this 2034-nucleotide messenger RNA. RefSeq names its product alpha/beta hydrolase domain-containing protein 17B. The coding region runs from base 386 to 1258 and encodes 290 amino acids. The record is from RefSeq and is a predicted model, not a curated record. Gene Ontology annotation, cellular component: plasma membrane; endosome membrane. The transcript is spliced from 4 exons. Gene Ontology annotation, molecular function: palmitoyl-(protein) hydrolase activity. Lineage: Eukaryota; Metazoa; Chordata; Actinopteri; Salmoniformes; Salmonidae. Gene Ontology annotation, biological process: protein depalmitoylation; regulation of postsynapse organization.
CUUCUUCCCCGUUUUCGGUACAGAAGACAGUCAGCAAGCAACAGUGGUUUAGCUACAAGUAUUGAACCUGUGACUGAAGUCAACAUUAUAUAACAUAUUUGGUUUACAUGUGUCUUGUGGAGGCAUUUAAGUUAAUAUCCGGACCACAUGGACAAGACUGAGUGUCAAAUAGUUGGAGCUUGGUUUGGGUAGACAGAUUCAUAGCUACCCUGCUAACCAGAGUGGACGAAGGGAAGAUAAGCUAAGGCAUUUUCGAGUCAACCUGCCUGGUUAACGUUAACUACGUGUACGUGUUAUCUGUCUACGGCAGUUAGCUAGCUAAGUUACUCGCCAGAAUCAUCGAAAUACUAACUACAAUCCGCAACAUUACCAGCAGUGUUUGAGGAUGAACCACCUGUCCCUGAGUGAGCUGUGCUGUCUGUUCUGCUGCCCUCCAUGCCCCAGCAAGAUCACCUCCAAGCUGGCCUUCCUGCCCCCGGAGCCCACCUAUACCCUCAUGUGUGAUGAGAGCGGGAGCCGCUGGACCCUGCACCUGUCUGAGCGCGCAGACUGGCAAUACUCAGCGCGUGAGAAGGAUGCCAUCGAGUGCUUCAUGACGCGCACUUCACGCGGCAACCGCAUCGCGUGCAUGUUUGUGCGCUGCUCACCCAACGCCCGCUUCACACUCCUCUUCUCACACGGCAACGCGGUGGACCUGGGCCAGAUGAGCAGCUUCUACAUCGGCCUGGGCUCACGCAUCAACUGCAACGUCUUCUCCUACGACUACUCGGGCUACGGGGCCAGCUCGGGGAAACCCUCCGAGAAGAACCUGUACGCUGAUGUGGACGCCGCCUGGCAUGCACUCAGGACACGGUAUGGUAUUAGGCCAGAGACUGUGAUCGUGUAUGGUCAGAGUAUCGGUACGGUCCCUUCCGUGGACCUGGCGGCACGCUACGAGAGCGCCGCGGUCGUCCUGCACUCCCCACUCACCUCUGGCAUGAGAGUGGCCUUCCCAGACACCAAGAAAACCUACUGCUUUGACGCCUUCCCCAAUAUUGACAAGAUCUCCAAGGUGACUUCUCCAGUGCUGGUAAUUCACGGGACAGAGGAUGAGGUGAUCGACUUUUCCCACGGCCUGGCGCUGUACGAACGCUGCCAGAGGCCCGUGGAGCCCCUGUGGGUGGAGGGCGCCGGCCACAAUGAUGUGGAGCUCUACGGACAGUACCUGGAGCGCUUGAAACAGUUUGUGGCCCAUGAGCUCGUCAACUUGUCAACUUGACUUCACCCCUCAAUCACACACCUGCUGCAACUGUGAACUUCUGAAAUACCCACCCUUUUGUUUUUUAUUUUGUUUUAUCUUAUAAUUUGGAAUUGCACUGUGUGUAUGUGUGUGUGUGUGUGUGUGUUGGGGGAGUCGGACGGACGAUGGACAGAUAUGUGCUCAAGAGGAUUGUGUGUUUUGUGCAUAGAAGAGCAGUGGAUUUUGUGUGUGUGUGUGUCACACAUUUUCUGCCUUUCAGAAGAAUGCGGUCCUGGUCCAUUGUAAGGAUUUUUGAGCAUAUCUGAGAGGUUUGUGUGGAACAGCCAUGCUGGAUGGAAGACUGGACCGCAACUCAGCCCAGUCCAUCUUGACUAAGGAGCCAAGUCUGAUUCAAUGUAGUCAAUGUGGAUAUUUUGUUAUUGUGUAUUUGUUUCUAUUUUAAGUAUAUACAUUUUGCAUGUAUCACGUGACUGAGAACUGUACGAGACAAGUCUGACAUUUACGAUGGCAGUGCCAGUGUUGCCAAAAGUUCAGCAUAUUGAAGAAAAUGGCAUGCAACUAUAUUGUAUGUACAACACCCUAGAAAUAUCUCCAAAGUUGUAUAAGCUGUACAAAGUUUUUUUGUUAUUGUUAUUACUAUGUUGUUUUUCAUGUAUUCUUUCAGUAAGCUACUACGACUCCAUCGUAGUAUGAAGAACAAUGUUUUUUCAGACCAGUGACAUGCUGGAUAGUUCCAGUUAAAGAUAUAUAAUGUACAUGUAACAUUAAUAAUAAAGCUUAUUUACCAAUUCAGA